CAUCGAUCCAACAUCUCGAUCGUCUUCUGUUUGCAAGCAUCAACUCAUCUACUACGAUGAACUUCGGCAUCAUUAAUAAUCGCCGUCCAGACCCGCGGAAGCGUGGCGGUGCGUCCGUGAAUGCGCUUUUGGCAGAUCCUCGAAUGCGAGAAAUUGCCCAGCAAAUGGGACUUCAGCCCCAAGAUUUCGGCGAGGAGGCGCAGGCUCUUUGGAACACUCUCAACGACUUAUCCGCAUCGGACCCCAAGCGCUACGAGUCGUUCAUCAACGAGCAAUUGCAGGACGGCCCCCCUCCACCUCCUGCGGACUCGUCAUCGGCCCAAGCCACAAAUGAUGCCACACCACCUCGUUUCUUCACUCCGGACCCUGGUUUCGUGCUUAAAUGCACCAUGUAUCACUCGAUCAAGAGUCAGCAAAAAGAGACCAAGCUCUUCCUUAAUAUCUGUGCACACAACCUCAUAGACGCCCCCAAGAACCCGAAUUCGGGUCUCGAAGUACCUGAAGAUACGCGAGCUGUGCCCAAUACCAGCAGCUUGCAAGUUCCACUUGUCGUGGGCAAGCUACGCGAAGUCACCGACUUCAGUGGCGCUCUCUGCUGUGCCGUAGAUGUCGUAGUGAAUCCUUGGGUACUUCGUCGCAGUGAAUGGGACGCGAAUUUCAAGCGGGAAGUCAUGAAACUCGCAGUGCAGUGGGUACAAGAGGACGCUAAGGUGAGACUCAUUACACCCACAGGAAAGUUUAUCAAAGCUCGAUACAAAGGCGGCGUGACUGUGGGCAGCGAGAUCAUUACGUCCAAGUUCCGCAUUGAGGACGCAGACCCAACCAAGCAGCGCAUGGAGUCACCAGCGGAUCUGCUCAAGCAGAUCCACCUCGACGAAGAUAAGGAGGACGAGGAGGUACAGGAGCUGGCAAUCACGCCGGCGAAAGGGAUCAAAGCCACUCAAAAGCCAGCUAAAAAAGUGCUGAUUGAAGAAAAAAGUGGUGCAGUUAAGCGGGGGUUCUUGAACUCGACCAAGUCUGAAUUGUAUCCGGAGGGAUCAGGUGAAGGCCGUCCGUCGUCAGCGUAUGUUAACCUUCUGAGUCGCAGUAAGAUUCUAGAUCUAGGCGAGAUGGAACAGCAGAGGAAAGCACAACAAGAUGAGCGCAAAGAGACUCUGGCGUUCCUAGAACCAACUGAGAAAGCGAAAGCCACGCAAAAGCGAGCAGCAUCGUCAGCAGAAUCACAAGAAGUUGACUGCGGUGAUCAUUUCUUCGAGCAGCUCUGCGAACAAGCUGAGCCAGACCUUAAACCCAUCACUCGAGACGGCCCUCACAGCCAGACAAUGAGCGGUGAUCAGCUCUUUGGUGAAGGAUUCGAAGAGUUUGCAAAGCUUUUGACGCCUUAG
Messenger RNA from Phytophthora infestans T30-4, 1385 nucleotides. RefSeq lists its product as uncharacterized. The transcript is spliced from 3 exons. Gene Ontology annotation, cellular component: cytoplasm. Bases 57 to 1385 code for a protein of 442 amino acids. Lineage: Eukaryota; Oomycota; Peronosporomycetes; Peronosporales; Peronosporaceae. The record is from RefSeq and is a predicted model, not a curated record.